UACAUGUUUGUUUUAUUGGACUUUGACCGUAUCGCUCUGUAGAGAUACAGCAGAACUCCAGGAUGCUUCGCCUGAAUUAUGAACCGUUCCCUAAACUUCAGCUCAGUUACAUCAGUUCUUUGGUUUUGAUCCUCUUUCUACUGACCCACUCCAGCAGAGGCCAGUCUCAGGACGCUGGACCAUCUCAGACAAUAGUGACUUUAGUUGGUAAAGACGUUACAUUGCCGUGCCACUUGGACCCCCCCCUGGACAUUGCUUCCAAGAGUCUGGAGUGGGGGAGACUUGACCUGGAUCCCCGGUUCGUCCAUGUGUGGCACCAGGGUCAGAACAUUGUGGUUAACCAGAACCCGUCUUACAAAGGACGGACGUCUGUGUCCACUGAGAAACUGAAGCAUGGAGACCUCUCACUGGAACUCUCUGAGGUCAAACACUCUGAUAAUGGAAUAUAUAGAUGCUACGUUCCCUCACAAGAUAAAGAAUCUACUGUUCAGCUUGUUGUUGGUUCUGUCUCCUCACCCGUCAUGGCUGACUUGCACUUAAACAGCAGCAGUGUGGUGUUACAGUGUGAGUCUGCUGGCUGGUAUCCAGAGCCUGAGGUGUUGUGGCUGGACGGUGAGGGAAAGCUCCUCUCUGCUGGACCUACAGAGACAGUCAGAGGUCCUGAUGACCUCUAUACUGUCAGCAGCAGAGUGACUGUGGAGAAGAGACACAGCAACAGCUUCACCUGUAGAGUCCACCAGAAGGACACCAACCACACCACAGAGACACACAUUCAGAUUUCAGCUGAUUGCUUUGAGGCUACAACUUCCUCUGCUGCUCGUGUCAGUGUUCUUGUGGUUGCUUUCCUCAUUUUCAUCCUUGCAGCAGCUUUUGUCGUGUGGAAAUGGAGACGAAACCAAACUAAAGAGACAAAGAUUCCCCAUCAGGCUGAACCUGGACAGAGAGAGAGAGAGCAGCUCAUAGCAGACAGCAAGGAACUGGAGGAUUUGAAGGAAAAACAUGCAAAACUUGAGCAGGCAGUUAAAACACUGAUGGAGGAACAGAAGGAGGAACUGCAAGAGCAGAGAAACAAAAUCAAUCAACAAAAGGAGAGCAUGGAAAAAAAUAUUAAAGAUAUUGAGUAUAAGGUUGAGUCAGUGGAAAAGAUGGAAGAGAGUGAAAGGUACAUGAAACUAAGAGAUAUUAUUUUAACUGCUAAAAAACACCUAGUGCAUAGAAAACAAGGUGAUGAAGACCUUGACAUGUCAGCAUCUAAAGUACUGACUAAAACAAACAGUUUAUUAAAUGAGCUUAAUAAUGACAAGGAGAAAACCGAUGAACAAAUGGAGAUAAAGAAACAAAAAGACGAUUCAGAUCAAAUAGAGGAAACUUGAGCCAUGAAGAUUGUAAAUAGACAAGAUCUGUGUCUAGCAAAUCAUUUGCAUGUUAUACAGAAAUUACUUCUAACUGUCAAUACAGAUCCUCAAAUUACGACCCUCAAAAACGACAAUAUUAUUUACUAAUUUAUUAAUUUAUUUACUGUUUAAACUCUUUUAGAACGCCUAACCAGGAAGUUUUUUAAACCUAGUUCAGUGGUUUUGUAGCCUAAAUUCACAGAAACUGCACCUAUUUUAUAACCGUUAACCGUACGUGUAUGUAUAAUAAUGUGAGCUAUUUUUAGAACGCUCCGCCCUGUACCGUGAGCAACCAGACGCUCAUAGGAGUCUAUGGGUGGUGCUGACAAACGGUCUGUUCUGUCAUUUAGGUUGGAGAUCUUAUUGAAAAUGACAUACUGAACUGAAAAUAUCAAUUGUGAUUUAUAAUGUAUCAUUUUUGUGAUUAUUGUUGCCAAAAGUGAAGUGAUUUUUUUUCUCCCUGAAUCCCCAUUGUAGGUGUGACUGUAUAUAUGUAUAUAAUCUGCAUGUAAACUGUUGUUUGGGGUUUUCUACAACACUUCACACAGAUAACUAUCGUCUGCUUUAAAUGUAUUGUAACAUUUAGUAUUUUGGUGUGAAUAUAUAAAACAGUUCAGCUGUUUAUUCCUUGUGUUCAUUUUUUCUUGCUGAAUAUCCAGAAAAGAUAGAAAUUAAUGAAGGUUGAGGCUUUUAUUUUGAUGUGGUAGUAUUGGAAUUAACAACAUUAUUAAUUCAUUUCAAUUGAAGCGACCAUUUGUUUACACUAUUUUUCCUCAGAUUCACACAUACCUAGUUUAUGCUGAGCUUAUGAAUACAUGCAGUGCAGAAUUACAAGAAUGCAUCCUAACAAUCAUUUUACUGGUUAGUACAGUGGAUCUUACACACACAGAGCCUGUAAAUAUGUAUUUUGAUUUUCAUUUAGAAAAGUUGUAGUUGUGAUUGAAAGUUGUGAUUUUGUUUUCUUUUUUCAUUCUGCAACAAAUGUCUCCAGAUUGAAAUGGUGAUUUGGGAAAUAUAUGUACAAAAUGGUACACAGACAUUUUUUUUUUAACAUAAUAAAAGUAUUUUGUUGUUAUUAUUUCUCUUGAAUUCUGCAUGGAUUCAUCAUUUUUGGCCUGUUAGAGAUCAAACUGUAUCAAUGACUAGUAUAUGAGGAAUAAUGAAUGAGGAGCUGAUUACUGAAAUGGUGCCAAUAUGCCAAUAGAUCCACGACUGUUUGGAGCCUCGUGCAUUUUGUAGAAACUCUGGACUUGCCAUUCUCCCUCCGUCCACCAGGUGAUCUCAGACUUCCCCUCCUUUUCCUGUCACCUGACCUUUUCAUGUUUCCUCCUGCCCUAAGCAGUCCUGCAGUCCUUCAGCCUGAAACUACCUGAUCUGUUCAGAUUCACCUGUUCCUGACCUGUAAGCUUAAUAUGUUAAAAGUACUAAUACCACACUGUGAAAUGACUCCACUACAAGUAAAAGUCCUGCAUUCAAAACGUACUGAAGUAACAGUACAAAAGUAUCAAAAUGUACUUAAAGUAUCAAAAGUAAAAGUACUCAUUCUGCAGAAUGGACGCACUCAUUAUUAUUUGUAUUGAUGCAUUUAUGUAAGCAGUGUUUUAAUUUUGCAAGGAAAGGGCUCAAUUAAGUUAAGUUAUUGAGUUGGUAUAAAAUGUCUAAUUACUUUAAAUCUGUCAUGUUUU
This is a messenger RNA of Centropristis striata (black sea bass), 3079 nucleotides long. Its product is annotated as butyrophilin-like protein 10. The record is from RefSeq and is a predicted model, not a curated record. Lineage: Eukaryota; Metazoa; Chordata; Actinopteri; Perciformes; Serranidae. The transcript has 6 exons. Bases 63 to 1373 code for a protein of 436 amino acids.